CUGAGGGAUGCCGGUGGAAAAAAAGUAGGAGAAGGUGAAGAAAUUUGAGAGAUGAGACUUGGAAAUAGGUGUAUUUACAGGACACAGCAAUGGACACUUGGUCAGUUGAUCAGGUCUGUAGUUGGUUGGUGGAGAAAAACUUAGGAGAGCUAGUUCAUCGGUUUCAAGAGGAAGAGGUAAGCGGGGCCGCUCUUCUGGCGCUUAAUGACAGGAUGGUUCAGCAACUAGUAAAGAAAAUUGGACAUCAGGCUGUUCUGAUGGACUUAAUUAAGAAAUAUAAGCAGAAGAGUCAAGGACUGAAGUCCCCUGGAAGCCCUAGAGAAACAACCCUGGUCACACAAGCAGAAGUGAGCCCAGAGAAUGAGCAGUCCUCCCAUCCAGCCAACCAUGGGGAGCAGAUGCCAUCUUUCCAUCCAACUGAAAACCUUGAUAAUAGACUAAUUGACCAAAGAGUACUGAAACAAAGAAGGAAUGCAAAACAUGUUCGAGCAAGGAAUAAAACAUUACAGUGGAUUACGUCCUAUGUUUUACCAGAGUUUCCCUAUGAUGUCAAAUGCAUGUUAGCAGAACAGAAGUGUCCAGAUCACAGCAUGAGGAUAAGGAUCAUUGAGUUUCUCCAGGCUGACAUGACUAAGUAUCUGGAAGGCUCCCUGUAUCCCACCACCCAACAGUAUAACGAUGUGGUCAACGCCCUGCUGCAGGCCCACCCUUUCCUGGAUGAGGACGGCUGUGGCUUUUUUUUAUGGAAACGUGCCCUCAAAGAUCGCUUUAAAUAUGUUCGACGACCCAUAGAAGAUGAUGAGCAAGUGAUGAGAAAUAAGUGCAAGUUCGGACACCGAAGAGGCCAGACAAAGAAAUCUCUUGCUGAUAUAAGAUUUGAUGAGAUUAAAAUUGUCCAGAUAAAAGAAGAAACUGUUUGUUUAGAUUCUGAAGUAGACAAUGAUAUUAACUGGUUACAGCAAGAAUAUGUGAAAAGAGAAAAGGACUGGAGAGAAAUUGAUAGGAGGAUGAGCCAGACACUGGAAAUAAGAAGAAAGCUGAUUGGCAGCAGAACACCUCUGAAGGACAUUCUUAAAAUGUUUCCUUUCUUGAAGUGCCCUUACCAGCUGUUCAGAGAAUUCCAACUUCUUACAAGGAUAGAUAUUUAUAAGAAAACAAGGCACAUUUUGGAAUCCUAUUCAGAGACUAUACUGACUUCUUUUUCAGUGGUGGACAAUCCAAUCAACAUUGCAUUGCAAGAAAAAAUGAAACGGCACACAGAUGAGGACAUGUUGAAAUAUAUGAAGAUGACAGCCACAUGUUUACUUCUACCAGAUGUUUUUGGGGACGAUCCCAGCCUUUUUGUCAUUGUGAAUGAGAAGGUGCAAGUGUCCACACCCGUGUUAGAAGUUAAGAAUCCUUUCAACAUCGAUGACUGUGAAUUUUCUUUGUAUUUAGAAAAAGAGAGGCUCACAAUGGUGGAGGACUGUGUUACAGCCAUGGCUGCCCUCAUAGCUGCCUUUCCUGUAUUUGGGAUUGAGUGUCCAAGAAGACUAUCCCAAACCCUCAACUUCCUGGACACACUGAUUUUUGAUAUGCACAGUCCCUGUUUUCCUUGUAUGAAAGAAAAGGAAAAGGAAGUUGGGUUUCAACACCUAGCCACUUAAUAGCAUGCUAAAUAUUAUAUCAGACCUGACCCCUGGGACAACUGAAACUUUGUAAACAAUUGUUUUGAUUUAGGGUCAUAGAGAUAGGUAUUAGAAAAUCAUCUUGUCUCAAAGAUGCAAAUGAAUUUCCAUGCCUUCUAUCUUUAUACUUAAAUGCUUUGUGGAAUUCUGUAAUAAAAUACUACUCAAUUAAAGAGCUGUUUAUUUUGAUUUGCUUCUAAGAAACCCCACGGUUCAGAUUACAUGAACAAGGAUGCAUUGGUUUUUAAAAGACACUACACUUCAGAUUUACUCAAAUCCUUCAGAAUAGGGUAUGCAUGAACUUGCACUUAACCCACAGUACUCACUUUGAAAGACUUAAUGCCCAGCAGCUGCACAUUUGUGGCUAUGGGCCGCCUCUUUGGCCUGUACAUUGCUCGGAACCAUUUUGAACUUGGACAUUUUAAGAAGAUGCACAUACUCCUCAGUUCUUUCUCCCAGCUGACCUGCCUGGUUCCAGGUGUUUUGUUCCCAUCAGUCAUGUUAGCUGAGAGCAGGGGCUGCUUCAUUCCUGGUCUCCACGCUGCGGGCCGACCUAGCUGGCAGAUGCUGACUGUCUGGGAGCUGUGUCAUACCCCCUACCCCUCUCUCUUGAGAUGCACUGAUGCACCUGGUUCCUGUCCCCCCAUGUGGCCUCUCAUUUCCCUGGCCUUGCCUUCAGCUGUCCGGGUCUGCUCUGGUUGCCACUCGGGCUGGUUUGCAUCUUUAGUACACCCUGGCUUUCACUCCCAGGGCCACUUGUUAUAUGUAUUCAUAAAGUGGGCUAAAGAAAAACAAUGCUUUUUUUCAAAUUGUCCAAAAUUUCCAAAAUAUUUUCCGGUAUGUUUACUGAAAAAAAUCCACAUAAGUGAAUCCCCACAGUUCAAACCCAUGUGGUUCAACAGUCAACUGUACUGCAAAAUACUUAUUCCAUAACCUUUUUCUAAGGACUGUUCAUUAUGAUGCUUAAGUCAGUGAGAUAGAAGAAAAUGAAGGAUCAGCUGCCCAUCUCUGCAAUAUAUAUUCACUAUAAAGACAGGACUGGACAGGAAGAGUAAUUCGGAGUGUGUCAUUUGCAUAAGCCAAGUCCUUAUUCCGCAGUUCCCAUUUUCCUUCCUUUCCCUAGCAUGUGCCUUUAGUUCCUUACAAACUUGUCUUUAUUUCCCCCAAUUAUUCCCUACUCCCCCAUUUUUGGUUUCACAAUCUUAUUUCUCCUCCUAAAUGAAUCUACCAAAUUCUCAAAGAUCCUUCCCCUUGGGAGGAACACACCGUCUCUAUGGCUGAAGCUGAACCAAGGUCUCUCUCUAUUCCUUUAGAGCAGAGCAGAGAUCAGGCACAGAGCUGCAGGGAAAC
Molecule: messenger RNA, 3017 nt
Organism: Manis pentadactyla (Chinese pangolin)
Lineage: Eukaryota; Metazoa; Chordata; Mammalia; Pholidota; Manidae
Gene: SAMD3
Product: sterile alpha motif domain containing 3
Exons: 11
Coding region: 90-1646 (518 amino acids)
Molecular function (GO): protein binding
Source: RefSeq, a predicted model, not a curated record